UAAUUCUGGUUCAAUCUAAGUCCCUCACAAACUCUCCUUCAGACCUUAACAACUUUUUUCUCCCCUUUCUUAAUCUUUUUUUUUCUAACCUUUUGCAUUUUUUUUAGUCUCAUUUCCUGUCUGGGUUUUGCAUUUCCCUCCCCCGCCCCUCCCAGCCUAUGACACACUUUCUCUCUUCUUUUUUAAUCUUCCCCCCCCUCCUUUAUUUGCUCCAAGCUCAUUCCUCAGGGCCUUCGCGUAAGCCCCCUACCUCUUUCCUUCUCCAUCCCCCAUCUCUCUCCCCGGAGCCCUGGGAGCAGCGCUUAGUCCCAGAAACCCCCCCACCCCACCCCAGCCUCUCCCAUCACCACUGAAUUUCACUAGGUGGCCCAGCCUAGCCCUCUCGCCUCCCCCGUCUCCGACAGUAGGAGGGAGAGGGGGGUCUUCUAGGAGGUCUGGGCCUGACGGAGCAGCCAGCGCUCGGGCAUGUAGGAGGAGCGCAACUGACCAGGACCUGCACCUCCUGUGAAGCGCGAAGCAUGAGUGCUCGAGCUGCUGCUACUCCUCCUAGUAACAGGACAAGGGGCUGAAGCAAAGUGGAAAGCUGUGGAGAGAUAAACAACAGCAGCAUUUGAACUUAUUUCCCUUCUGCUUGUUCUAACGAGGGUCAAGGCACUCUAGGCCUUCAAAGGUGACAGUCUGAUAAAUUAAUCCAUCCUAAUGGGAGAAGGCUAGAAGCGAUCCUCAGGGACCUCCAUCUCUUCCCAGGAGGGGAGCCAGAGAUGGGUGACUACAUGGAGACGCUAAAGGAUGAAGAAGAUGCCCUUUGGGAAAAUGUGGAGUGUAACCGCCAUAUGCUAAGCCGAUACAUCAACCCAGCCAAGCUGACCCCUUACCUGCGCCAGUGUAAGGUCAUCGAUGAACAGGAUGAAGAUGAAGUGCUCAGUGCUCCCAUGCUGCCUUCCAAGAUCAACCGAUCAGGCCGACUAUUGGACAUUCUUCAUACCAAAGGAGAAAGAGGAUAUGUGGUGUUCCUGGAGAGCCUGGAGUUUUAUUAUCCAGAACUCUAUAAGCUGGUGACAGGGAAGGAGCCCACCCGAAGGUUUUCUACCAUUGUGGUGGAGGAAGGCCAUGAAGGCCUUACUCACUUCCUGAUGAAUGAGGUUAUCAAGCUGCAGCAGCAAAUGAAGGCCAAGGAUGUGCAGCGUUGUGAGCUCCUGGCCAAGUCCCGCCAGUUGGAAGAUGAAAAGAAACAGCUGACUCUGACCCGGGUGGAGCUAAUGACUUUCCAGGAGAGAUACCAUAAGAUGAAGGAGGAGAGAGACAACUACAAUGAUGAGCUGAUCAAGGUGAAGGAUGACAACUACAACUUGGCAAUGCGCUAUGCCCAGCUAAGUGAAGAGAAGAACAUGGCAGUGAUGAGGAGCCGAGAUCUCCAGUUGGAGAUUGACCAACUGAAGCACCGUUUAAAUAAGAUGGAGGAGGAAUGCAAGCUGGAGAGAAAUCAGUCGCUUAAACUUAAGAACGACAUAGAAAAUCGGCCCAAGAAGGAGCAGGUUCUGGAACUGGAGAGAGAGAAUGAAAUGCUGAAGACAAAAAUCCAGGAGUUACAGUCGAUUAUUCAGGCUGGAAAACGCAGCCUGCCAGACUCAGACAAGGCUAUUUUGGAUAUCCUGGAACAUGACCGGAAAGAGGCUCUGGAAGAUAGACAGGAGCUGGUCAACAAGAUUUAUAACCUGCAGGAAGAGAUGCGUCAGGCUGAGGAGCUAAGAGACAAGUACUUGGAAGAGAAAGAAGAUCUGGAACUGAAGUGCUCCACUCUGGGGAAAGACUGUGAUAUGUAUAAACACCGAAUGAAUACUGUGAUGAUACAACUAGAAGAAGUGGAGAAAGAACGAGACCAGGCAUUCCACUCUCGUGAUGAAGCACAGACACAGUAUUCCCAAUGCUUGAUUGAGAAGGACAAGUACAGAAAGCAGAUCCGAGAGCUGGAGGAGAAAAACGAUGAACUGAGGAUUGAGAUGGUCCGGAAGGAAGCCUGCAUUGUGAACCUAGAGAGCAAAGUCCGACGCCUUUCCAAAGACAUCACUGGCCUUGACCAGAGUCUUCCCAGGAAUCUGCCAGUAACUAUUAUCUCUCAGACCUUUGGAGAUUCCAGCCCUAAAACCAAUGGUCAGGAAGCAGAUGAUUCAUCAACUUCUGAGGAUUCACCAGAGGACAGCAAGUAUUUCCUGCCCUAUCAUCCCCCAAAGCGGAGAAUGAACUUGAAGGGCAUCCAGCUGCAAAGAGCUAAAUCCCCUGUCAGCAUGAAGCGGGCAUCAGAUUUUCAAGAAAAUGGAAUGGAUGCCAGUAGCAACUCCUCCAAUCCUCUUUCCAUCGACAACUCUCUCAACAAAAUGCUGCCCCUUAGAAAUCGCAAUAGCAUCAUGUCUAUCACUGCGGAGCCUCCAGGAAAUGACUCCAUUGUCAGAAGAUGUAAAGAAGACGCACCUCAUCGUAGUAUAGUUGAAGAAGACACUGACAGUUUUGGAUUUGAUGCUUUAGAUCUAGAUGAUGACAACCAUGACCGCUACUCCUUUGGACCCCCCUCCAUCCACUCCUCUUCCUCUUCCCAUCAGUCUGAGAGCCUGGAUGCCUUUGAUCUUGAGCAAGUCAACAUCAUGUUUAGGAAAUUUUCUCUGGAAAGACCUUUCCGUCCCUCUGUCACAUCUGUUGGUCACAUCAAGACCACAUGCCAUCCAGUGCAGCACACAACCCUGAACGGAGAUAACCUCAUCACUGAAAUCACCCUGCUGGGGGGAAAUGAUCGAGGCAGCUUCAUUCACUCUGUCAAGCCAGGAUCCCUGGCGGAAAAAGAAGGCCUCCGGGAGGGACACCAGCUGCUACUGCUGGAGGGCUGCAUCAAAGGCGAGAAGCAGAGCGUUCCCUUGGAUACUUGCACGAAGGAGGAAGCACACUGGACAAUUCAGAGAUGUAAUGGCCCCAUCACACUGCACUAUAAAUUCAACCAUGAAGGUUACCGGAAGCUGCUAAAGGACAUGGAAGAUGGCCUGAUCACAUCAGGGGAUUCAUUUUACAUCCGGCUAAAUCUGAACAUCUCCAGUCAACUUGACUCCUGUUCUAUGUCAGUGAAGUGCGAUGAAGUGGUACAUGUUCGUGACACAAUGUACCAGGACAAAUAUGAGUGGCUUUGUGCUCGGGUUGAUCCAUUCAACAACAGGGACCUGGAAAUGGGAACUAUUCCCAGCUACAGAAGAGCCCAGCAGCUACUUUUGGUGAAGCUUCAGCGGCUGAUGCAUAGAGGGAAUAGAGAUGAAACAGAGAGCUCUCACCAUACGCUAAAGGCACUACGGAACACACUGCAGCCUGAGGAGCCUCUUGCAAUGAAUGACCCCCGAGUAAGCCCCCGUCUCUCAAGAGCAAGCAUCCUUUUUGGUCAGCUCAUACAGUUUGUUAGUCGAUCUGAAAACAAAUACAAAAGGAUGAACAGCAAUGAACGCGUCCGUAUCAUCACUAGUGGCCACCCAGGGAACUUGGCCCGGGCCUCACUCGAUGUUAUGAAGCCCUUGUCAGAGAAGCACGAAGAUAUGGACUCUGAUAAUGACCUCAACAAGAGACUCAACCUGAUCCCAUACAGCGCGGUACGUUCCUUCUACUCUGAGCGCCGACGGCCCAUCCUCUUUACCCCCACCAUGCUAGCCAAGACCUUGGUGCAAAAGCUGCUGAAUUCUGGAGGGGCCAUGGAGUUCAACAUGUGCAAGCCAGAUAUUGUAACAAAGGAGGAGUUCCUGAGGAAAGAAAGAACAGAAACCAUCAUCUUCUCCCGGGAAAAGAAUCCAAACACUUUCGAAUGCAUUGUUCCUGCCAAUAUUGAAGCUGUAGCUGCCAAGAAUAAACACUGUCUGCUGGAAGCCGGGAUAAGCUGCACAAAAGAUUUGAUCAAAGCGAAGAUCUACCCCAUCGUUCUCUUCAUCAGAGUUUCAGAGAAGAAUAUCAAGAAAUUCAGGAAACUGCUGCCCAGGCCAGAGACGGAGGAGGAAUUUUUAAGGGUGUGCCGCCAGAAGGAGAAGGAGCUGGAAGCCCUGCCCUGCCUGUAUGCCUCAGUGGAGGUCGACAUGUGGAGCAGUGUGGAGGACCUGAUCCGAGUCAUCAAGGAGAAGAUAGGAGAGGAGCAGCGCAAAACCAUCUGGAUCGAUGAAGAUCAGCUAUAAAACAGGCCUCGGGUCGAACUGGACUUGUCAGUGAUGCGCAGGCCCUGACCAAGCAGAGUCUGGGCAGGCAGAACCCACCCAGGGCAUUGCCCGGGGCUCCCCACUACUUCUGUGCCAGCUCUAUUUUCAGGUUGCAGAUGGAGCAGACAUAGAUGGGAGGAGCUACUCGGGCCUGUGGGUAAUGGGAGCCCCAGGGACUGAACUCCCACCCUGAUAAAGCAGCCUCACCGUAAGAUCCCAUUGCCCUUCCCCCUACCACCAGGGACAGCAGCGGCUGCUUUAACUGUGGGGAUGGAAGAAAAUGUGGGAGGGAGUUAGGAGUAAUUUAUUCCACGAACUGCCUGGACCCCAUCCCAGUAGUUCAGCACUCCUGAUGUUAUCAGAGCACAGAAAUCUUCAGGGAGACAUGGACUCAGCCAAAGAACACUGAACCCAAGAUCUCUGGGUUCCCCCCAAGACCAGACUAGCAUUUGAAUGUAACUCACUAGGGACUCUGCUCAUUGCCUGGUCAUACUGGGUCCCCCAAAAGCAAGACCACUUUUCUCAGCUGUGGUACUUUCCGUGGGGUACUCGUGUGGGUGUCCUGGCCAGGCUAGAGUGAAAGAGGCAUGGUGCACUGUACUGAUGUUUAUUUUUUUUUUGCAUUAAAGUCCCCCAAGCCCUCUAUUCUCCAUCAUUUCCAUUUAUCCUCUAUCAUUCCUCCAUUUUCCAGUUGGCAGUAACUUUAAGCAUCACCUAUUUUCUCACCCUAACCCCUUCCCAGUAUUGUACGUUUAAUUCUGCAUCCUUAAGCAAAACAUUUCAGAAAAGGCUCCAGGCGUCUUUGUAAAUUGUAAGAUGAAAAGAUCCCCUGGGUGGUAGGGAGGGUGUGGGCAGUCUCCCUAUACUGUUAAUUGCAUGGUAUUUAUAGGACCACAGGGUCAUAGACAGAUCUGGCAGGAGCCUCAGAGGUCAUCCAAUCCAACCCCUUUGUUUUACAGAAGAGGAAAUUGAAUUCUAGAAAGGAGCAAUGACUGGCCAGGGUUACACAGGUAAUCAGUGGCAGAGCUGGGAUUUGGACCUCCAGGCCUCUUAUUUCAUGGCUCUUUUCCCCUACCAUGCUAAUUCUCCAUCAGAGUCUAACUGUAGAAUCCUAGCGUCAUAGAUUUAGAGCUAGCAGGGACCUCAGAAACCAUAAAUCCCAGUCUUUAUCUCAGUUUCACUGUCUCCCACCCCCUGCACAUCACCCCUCUACUCAUCCAGGCACUCCUUUGAAAACCUCCACCACCAGGUUCAAGGCUCUGGAUUUAAGCCAUGAACUGAAAGAAUAAAUAUUCUACAUCCUU
This is a messenger RNA of Phascolarctos cinereus (koala), 5515 nucleotides long. RefSeq names its product caspase recruitment domain family member 11 (gene CARD11). Gene Ontology annotation, cellular component: cytoplasm. The record is from RefSeq and is a predicted model, not a curated record. Gene Ontology annotation, molecular function: CARD domain binding. NCBI's taxonomy places the organism in Eukaryota, Metazoa, Chordata, Mammalia, Diprotodontia, Phascolarctidae. Gene Ontology annotation, biological process: regulation of apoptotic process; positive regulation of canonical NF-kappaB signal transduction.